CCCAUCAAUGGAUUGAUCCAAUAAUAGAACUCCUUAUUUGAAAACACCACGGAUGAAGGAUGUAAUUGUCAAUGGGCACACAAUUAAAGUUAAGUUUUGUGAAACUUGCUUGCUGUAUCGUCCUCCACGAGCUUCACAUUGCUCAAUCUGCAACAACUGUGUGCAGAGAUUUGACCAUCACUGUCCAUGGGUGGGCCAGUGUAUUGGACAACACCAGAACAACUUCUGUUCCACUGAACCUCCAUUCUUGUCUUUGUACUUUCAGACAACUUAUGAGAAUUUCAGAUACCGGUAUGAUAAGAUGGAAAAUCCCUUUAAUAAAGGCAUAUCAGGGAACUUCAGGGAGCUGUUCUUCUCCAAAUUGCCUCCAGCAAUGAUCAAAUUUCGAGCAUGGACUACAGAAUACGAUGAUCAGUCAGUAAUUUCCAGUUUUCGAGAUUAUGCUGGAGGUUUCAUUAGUUCCAAAGAGAAAUUUGACAAAGAAAUGGGUGGCAAGCAUGACAAGGAUGGCUUAGUCCCUGCACGUAUUUUACAGAUUAUGGAUUACUGUGAUGCUGAUGAUGGUCUGAAGAAGGGUGAUGGUUAUGAUCCAUUCUUCCAUGCUACUAAUCAGGAACCCCAAAAUUGACAAAGAUUCUCUACUACUGAAUGAUAGGUCCCAAAUGGACUACAUUGCUGAUAAAAAAUUAAGGUAAAC
Messenger RNA from Rubroshorea leprosula, 697 nucleotides. The record is from the annotation of a GenBank genome assembly. NCBI's taxonomy places the organism in Eukaryota, Viridiplantae, Streptophyta, Magnoliopsida, Malvales, Dipterocarpaceae.